Molecule: messenger RNA, 3350 nt
Organism: Quercus lobata
Lineage: Eukaryota; Viridiplantae; Streptophyta; Magnoliopsida; Fagales; Fagaceae
Gene: RSH1
Product: RELA/SPOT homolog 1
Exons: 24
Coding region: 340-2973 (877 amino acids)
Biological process (GO): guanosine tetraphosphate metabolic process
Source: RefSeq, a predicted model, not a curated record
AAAAUAAAAACGAAACAGAAAAAUCUUUAUCAAACUGUAUUUGUGUGGCUUUGGCUCAGCUUUCUCUCUCUCUAAAUUAUCUCUUCGCCCUCUUCUUUGGUUUCAAUCCCUCUCAUACAUACUUGUCCAAAACCCAACGUUUCGGUUGCCACACGAAACGCCCUUUAUUUGCUGAUUUCUUCUAAGCUCAGCUCUUGAAGCUCUAAUAAGCAAUGACCUUUUGAUGGUUUUGACUUGGUGACAAUUUCAUUGGAAGAGCCUUUGCCUUUCUGGGGUGUGUUUUGUGGGCUUUGUUUAAUGCUGAGCUUGAUUCAAUGAGAUUGCUCUGGCCCUUUAUAAAUGGCUUCUGCUUCUUCCAUGUCAGUUUCAGUAGAAUGCGUAAACUUGUGUAAGUUUUCAAAGUGGGAUGGGAGUGGAAGAUAUGAUUGUAGCUUUCUAUCGUGUGCGUGGAAAGCGCCGAGGGUCUUGACCGGGUUCCUUGCAAGUACAGCUCAUCCACCUCAGUGUUCCUUGUUGUCUCACCGUCGAAAUGGAAGAAGAAGCUGGAAUAAUUCUAGAUGUGAAGUCUGUGAUACUAGAGGUUGUUAUUCUAGUGAAGCUUCGGAAUUUGUUCUUCUUCGAAAACUCAUAAAACCAAGCAUGCUUCAUGCUACUUGUAAAAGGUGGCGCAUGUGUUGUUCUUCACCCCACUCUUCAGAUGUGUUCAGUGAGUUUUCUCCAGAAAGGUUGUGGGAGGAUCUUAAACCUAGUAUUUCAUACCUUUCACCUAAAGAACUAGAAUUGGUCCAUAAAGCUCUUAAGCUGGCUUUUGAGGCUCAUGAUGGCCAAAAAAGACGCAGUGGAGAGCCCUUCAUCAUUCAUCCCGUUGAAGUUGCUCGUAUACUAGGAGAACUUGAAUUGGAUUGGGAGUCUGUUGCUGCUGGAUUAUUGCAUGACACAGUUGAGGAUACAAAUGUUGUUACUUUUGAAAGGAUAGAGGAGGAGUUUGGUACUACUGUGCGUCGCAUUGUAGAAGGAGAGACUAAGGUAUCUAAAUUGGGAAAACUGAAGUACAAGAAUGAAAGUGAUUCCGUACAAGAUGUAAAAGCUGAUGACCUGCAUCAGAUGUUUCUUGCCAUGACAGAGGAGGUCCGUGUUAUCAUUGUCAAACUAGCUGACAGAUUACAUAACAUGCGAACUCUUUCUCACAUGCCCCCACGUAAGCAGUCCAGCAUAGCAGUGGAAACUUUGCAGGUCUUUGCUCCUCUAGCGAAGUUGCUUGGGAUGUACCAAAUCAAGUCAGAACUUGAAAAUCUAUCCUUCAUGUACACAAAUGCUGAAGAUUAUGCUAAAGUUAAGAGAAGAGUUGCAGACCUCUAUAAAGAUCACGAGAAAGAACUUGUGGAGGCCAACAAAAUUUUGAUGGAGAAGAUUGAGGAUGAUCAGUUCUUAAACCUUAUGACCGUGAAAACUGAAGUUCGCUCUGUGUGUAAGGAGCCAUACAGUAUCUAUAGAGCUGUCCUCAAAUCUAAAGGCUCUAUCAAUGAGAUUAAUCAAAUUGCACAGCUUCGUAUUAUCAUAAAACCAAAGUCGUGUGUUGGAGUUGGGCCUUUAUGCAGUCCACAGCAGAUUUGCUACCAUGUUCUUGGGUUGGUCCAUGGAGUCUGGACCCCUAUUCCUCGAGCUGUCAAAGACUAUAUAGCAACCCCAAAGCCUAAUGGCUAUCAAAGUCUCCACACAACAGUGAUUCCUUUUCUGUAUGAGAGCAUGUUUAGGAUAGAAGUUCAGAUAAGAACUGAAGAGAUGAACCUUAUAGCUGAAAGAGGCAUCGCUGCUCAUUAUAGUGGGAGAGUAUUUGUUAAUGGUUUAGUUGGACGUGCGAUGCCUAAUGGCAGAAGCUCUAGAGGAAAGACUGUCUCUCUUUCCAAUGCAAACAUUGCUCUCAGGAUUGGCUGGCUCAAUGCAAUCAGAGAAUGGCAAGAGGAGUUUGUGGGCAACAUGAGCUCUAGGGAAUUUGUUGACACUAUCACUAGAGAUCUGUUAGGUAGCCGUGUCUUUGUGUUUACACCAAGGGGAGAGAUUAAAAACCUACCUAAGGGGGCAACUGUUAUUGACUAUGCAUAUAUGAUACACACUGAUAUUGGCAACAAGAUGGUGGCUGCAAAGGUCAAUGGUAAUCUUGUUUCUCCUACACAUGUGCUUGCAAAUGCGGAAGUUGUGGAGAUAAUCACAUAUGAUGCACUCUCAAGCAAAUCAGCUUUCCAGAGGCAUAAGCAAUGGUUGCAGCAUGCUAAGACACAUAGUGCCAGGCACAAAAUUAUGAAAUUUUUAAGGGAGCAAGCUGCACUAUCUGCUGCUGAGAUAACAGCAGAUACUGUAAUUGAUUUCAUUGCUGAUUCUGAAGAGGAGAGUGAAGCAGAAGAGCUCCCAGAUCCUUCCAAGGCAAGCAAACCAAUGUGGGAGAAAAUCCUUAUGAAUGUUGUGGGAGUGUCAUCCCCAGAGGGAAAAAAUGGAAGUAUUUGGGUCCCCAAGGUCAAUGGAAAACAUAGUAAGCAUGUGCAGCAUGCAAGUUUGAAGGUUAAAGGGGAGUUAUUCUCAGAGGUAAAUGGUGUUGCCAAGAUAAUACAAGCAAACAUUCCAAUGUACAAAGAAGUCUUGCCUGGUUUGGAAAGUUGGCAAGCCAGCAAGAUUGCCUCUUGGCACAAUCAUGAAGGGCACUCAAUCCAAUGGUUUUGUGUGGUGUGCAUAGAUCGAAGAGGCAUGCUGGCCGAGGUCACAACAGUAUUGUCAGUUGCAGGCAUUACUAUAUGUUCUUGUGUGGCUGAGAUUGAUGGAGGAAGGGGAAUGGCUGUCAUGUUAUAUCAUGUUGAAGGAAACCUGGAAUGUUUGGUAAAUGCUUGCUCAAGCAUAGAUCUAAUUCUUGGUGUUUUGGGAUGGUCUAUGGGUUGCAGCUGGCCAAGCUCAAUAGAAACCAGCCAAUUUCUCGAGUGCUAAAUGAUAAGUGAUGCAAACAAACCCGGUUCACCCAGCUAUACAGGCCUGGGUACGAAGUUUUGUCCUCAGAAAGUUCUGAUUCAGGGGUAUUACAUCCUAGAUUUUGGGUAUUUAAUUCCUUAGUUCUCAUCUAUUUGUUCGACACUUGUUACCAAAUAAACCAGCAGCAGCCAAAGAGCUUAGUCUGUGGAUUGAGGGCACUGUAUAUAGAAACAAGAGUGAUAGGUUAAGAAAUUAUACACUUUGUAAAGAUAAUUGAGAGGACAGGACAGUAAAACAAUUAUAGGAAAGAUCUGUAGGAAUAUCUUGCUAUAUAAAUUCUUUCUCCUUGAUCUACGACUCUAGUUUCUUCUCCUAUGUAUAUAUUCUAUUUUUUU